UCCAAAUUUGUGCCGAAAUAGAAAAUGAGCCGCAUUCUACUAGCCGGCAAAUCGCUAGAGACUUUCAAAUUUCUCAAUUCUCAGUUUUAAAUGUCCUGCACCAGGAAAAAUAUAAACCUUAUAAAAUAUACAAAUCUUGGAAGAAAAUGACAAGCAGCGCAGGUACGAAAUGGCAAUGUAUUUACUUGAAGAAAUGGAAGAGAGAGACCAACAUUUUUUUGACAAUAUUUUGUUCAGUGACGAAUGUACCUUUACACUAGACGGAAAAAGGAAUGUUCAAAUACAUCGCACAUGGGCUAGAAGGAAUCCUUUCACUGUCGUUCAAACAAACACUCAAAGACCUCAAAAAUUGAAUGUUUGGUGCGGAAUAUUAAAGAAUCGUACUAUAGGUCCGUUUUUUAUUGACGGAAAUUUAACUGCGCAAAAAUAUCUUAAUUUGUUAAGAAACAAUAUUAUACCAGCGAUUGAAGCUGUGGUUGGACCACAUCGUGUUGCUGAUGUUGUUUUCGAACAGGAUGGAGCUGGUCCUCACACAGCCCGCGAUGUGCGAAUUUUUCUGAACGAAACAUUUCAUCGGUGGAUCGGAAGAUUCAGCGAGUUCCAAGAAUGGUGUCCCCGUUCGCCAUGCCUAACUGGAUGUGAUUAUUUUCUUUGGGGCUAUGUCAAAACGAAAUUGAAUAAAUUCGAUCGAAUAGAAAAUUUAGCAGAACUCCGAGCUAAAAUUGUGGAGAUCAUUGCCAACAUCCCGCCUCAUGUUUUGCAAAAGGUGGUAACCACAGAGUUCGAAGAACGUUUACGAUGCUGCAUAGCAAGCGAGGGUGAUAUUUUUGAGUACUGCUACAGAUGAAAGGCUUACUCAAAUUUAUUUUAGAAAGAUUAAAAUUUUUUGAUUUUUUAAUUUUCUUUCAAUUUUUUCAGUUUUGUUUUGUUAUUAGGACUAUUAUUUUUUUUUGCAUAUUGUUGCUUUGCUUUUCUGUUAUUUUUUACUGUUUGUUUAUGAAAUUCUUUUUAAUUUUUCUUGUUUUUUGUUUGUUUUAUUUAUUUCUCCGUUAUUGAUUUUU
This is a messenger RNA of Leptopilina boulardi, 1061 nucleotides long. RefSeq lists its product as uncharacterized. The record is from RefSeq and is a predicted model, not a curated record. NCBI's taxonomy places the organism in Eukaryota, Metazoa, Arthropoda, Insecta, Hymenoptera, Figitidae. The transcript has 2 exons. Bases 170 to 847 code for a protein of 225 amino acids. Gene Ontology annotation, molecular function: nucleic acid binding.